Molecule: messenger RNA, 750 nt
Organism: Capsicum annuum
Lineage: Eukaryota; Viridiplantae; Streptophyta; Magnoliopsida; Solanales; Solanaceae
Product: probable WRKY transcription factor 11
Exons: 3
Coding region: 1-750 (249 amino acids)
Biological process (GO): regulation of DNA-templated transcription
Molecular function (GO): DNA-binding transcription factor activity; sequence-specific DNA binding
Source: RefSeq, a predicted model, not a curated record
AUGGUGGGACGGACAGGUCAUGCUAGGUUGCGUCGUGCUCCAGUUCAGGCUGUUCAGGCUCAGGCUCAAGCUAAGGUUCAGGUUCAUGAUUCCCUAACUUCUCCAUCUCUUUCUCCGCAUGGUCAUAUGGAGAAAGAAAGAGUGCUUGCACCAGCGCCGCUAUUUGUAGUGGCGCAUGUGGUGGCGUUAGUACAGACAGGCUUAAUGCUUGGGUUCAGGAAGCCAAGAUUUAAUGUUGUUGUUGCUGUUGGUGCUAGUGUUGGUGAUAUGAAAUGGAAGGAUGCUUUUGGUAGCAUGAAGAAUGGGAUAAGUUCUUCCUUCCUUUCGUUUGCGACAGGCGAAGGGAGUAGAAGUAUCUCGAGUGUUGCUCUUCCGUCUUCUUCCAUGUUGUUGCGUCUGAUGGUACAAGCUAUUUCCACAGGAAAACAACCAUCUGCCACCGGGAAAAGAUGUCAUGAGCAAGAACAAUCUAGUGAUGGUUCUGGCAAAAAGAGGAAAGUUUUUCCUAAGAAAGUGAUAAGAACUCCGGUGAUAAGUUCAAAAAUUACUGAUAUGCCAGAAGAUGAGUGUUCAUGGAGGAAGUAUGGUCAGAAGCCGAUUAAGGGUUCACCAUACCCACGGCUUAUUACAAGUUUACCUGUUUUUUCAAAUGUCCAGCAUAAAAAGCACGUGGAGAAGGCUAUGGAUGAUCCUAUGAUGUUAAUUAUGACAUAUGAAGAGGAGCAUCGUCAUACACAAGUCGCGAUGUAA